AGAAGAAAAAAAAAAAAAAAAAAAACUAAAUUCGGGGCAGAGCUUGAAACAAAAGUCGAGGAUUCUUUGAAUUUCCAUUCCUCUACCAUCUUGAAUUUCUUGUUUCGAUCCAGGCUUAUUGCUUGAGUGUAGAAGAUAGAGAGGUUUGUUAAACACACCGUUCGUCGUAAACAUUUGCAAAGCAUUUUCCAACACCGGGCUAUUGACAACUGUGUUCGAGUAGUGUUAUCGUAACUCACUCUCUACUCUCUACUCUCUACUCUCUAGUCGGCGCCGCCUCUGUCAAACUGCCAAGUGCCAACCACCUCUCCUUCUCUGCUGCUCAUAUUCUCGACGGUUUGUUUGUUUUGGCGUUGUUCAUAACGGACGAAAAUGGCGGCUUCAGGGUCAGAUACUGCAGAUUCUUCAUCAUCUCAUGAUAAUACAGAAAAUAAUCUUCAGCCAUUCUUUGUUCUUCACAGAGAUUGUUCUUCCCCUCUCUCUUCGUCGCGGCCGAAAUCCAGGCGGAAGUUAAAUGAAGAAGCUCUGCAUGAGUUUGACGAUCAUUAUCUCACUAAUCUGAGAAUUAGUGCUUUUCAUUCCGUGUGGUCCAAUAUUGAGACUACCAUUAAGGGUGUCCUCAGAGACAUCAAUUUAAGCAUAUUCAAUGAAGUGGAUUCCUGGGUUCACCAGUCAUUUAGAGCGGUGAGAUCUUGUGGGGAACCAGGCUUUGCUGAAGCCACUCAUCCAUAUCCUAUAGCUCUUGAUGCCUUGUCGAAACAAAUCUUUACUGGGUUUGUAUAUACUAAAAACAUGGAGUUUGUUGAUGAUCAACUUACCUUUGAAGAACUUGGCAAUCACUUGAAGUCUAGCGGCUGCCAUGUAGCUAACAUGUCGUCACUGGACUUCUCAGCUAAGAAUGGGAUUGGUGGUUGUUUGACUCGCUUAUUGAGAAAGUUUCUGAAGGUUACGCUGGAUGAUGCUGAUAUGUCCAUUCUGGCAUCAUGGUACUGUGGGCAUAUGGAGUGUACACCAGUGGUCUUAAUCAUUGAGGAUAUGGAGAGAUGCUGUGCUUCUGUCUUGUCCAACUUCAUUCUGAUGUUAAGCAAGUGGGUGGUUAAAAUUCCAGUCAUCCUAUUAAUGGGGGUUGCAACAACGUUUGAUGCGCCAGGAAAUAUGCUGUCUUCAAACGCACUGUUGUGUCUGCGUACUUGUAAAUUUGUCUUGGGAUCUCCCACUCAAAGAAUGGAUGCUAUUGCUGAAGCUGUUCUCUUAAGACCUUGUUCAUGGUUCAGUGUUGGCCAUAAGGUGGCUCUUUUCAUGAGAGACUAUUUUCUGAAACAUGAUGGAACAUUGACUUCUUUUAUCAGAGCCUUAAAGAUUGCUUGUAUGGAGCAUUUCUCCUCUGAGGCUCUAAGCUUCCUGCUAAAAGACAUAGAUGCUGAAGAUGAUUUUCAGGAAAUAUGGAAAGAGAAACAUGCUUUUAUUCAGGACAUGGUGUUGAAAUAUUCUUCAGAACUUCUUUCUUGCAGAAGUGACAAUGUUGGUGCGCCAACCAGUGAAAACUUGGUCCAAGCUAUUGGAGAGCUCAAGAGACUCCACCAACGCUGGGCCACAGUAGUCAAGUGCUUACAAGAAGCUGGAAAGCUCCAAAGAGUGCGGCUGUUAGAUUUGUAUAGUGAAGCCCUUGAUCCUGAUGUACAUAGAUCCAUGAUUUCUGAUAACCAAGGGGAGUCUUCUUCAAGGAAUGGGUCUUUUUCUAGUCAACACGGUGGGUUUUCCAAAAGAACUUCCACAUUCAAAGCCGUGCAUAAGGUAAGGGAUCUUCCAUCAGCAGCAUUGUCUGAAUUGCUUAAUAGCUGGGAGAGACAUGCGGUUGACAUAUGUGAGAUUCGCGAUAAAGUCAAGGAGUUGCAAGUAUUGAUGAAUUCUGAGGAUACCAAGAGUUCAGGAAAUGAUUUGGUGAACGUUUCUAUGAGGUCCCGAGGGACAGAUGCACCUAAAGAUCCAAAAGUAUUGAACAAGAAAGCUGUUGCAUUGAUUGAAUGGAUGCUACAGGAUCAGAUGAAGCCCAUUGAGAGUUUUCCCUUCCAUGAAAUCUUGUGCUUUAAGACAGUUGAAAAGCUUCAAACAGCCUUACUGGGAGAUCCUAGGAAAAGAAUUCAAGCUGAUCUGCUGGGGUUCCAGAAGUACCUGCACUGCAACUGCUGCAGCACCAGGGGAAGCAGAUUGCUGCCAUCUCUUCAUGACACUUCAAUUUUGUAUAUUCUGGCGCAAGAGCACGGAGAUAUCAUUAAUGUUCAUGAUUGGUUCCAAUCUUUCAAGGCAAUUCAUGUAAAUCCACCUACCAAAUCUAGGAGUAAGUCAAAGCAUUCUUCAACACCUAAGAAAAAGAAGGAUAUUGAACAUUUCAAUAACCACAGUGAAGCAGCGAUUCAAGCACGUUUUUGCAAGGCUAUAUCAGAGCUCCAGGUCACUGGACUACUGCGGAUGCCUACGAAAAGGCGCCCAGAUUUUGUGCAGAGAGUGGCCUUUGGAUUGUAACAAGAAUCAUGAAGGCUUUACUUUUUUUUUAUUGUGCCUUAUCUGAAAACUGUGACAAGAAUUGCGCAUUUGUAGCCUAUUCAUCGAUGCUUCAUUAAGAGAAAGAGAUAUCCGAAGAAAGUCGUGGCUACAUUAAAGUGAAAGCCUGCCUAAUUGUUGGAAGGCUGGAACUAUAUUGGUUCAGCUUAUAUAUGGUGUGUAAUUGUGUAUGAAGAUGUGUGUAUGUGAGAAACCCGAAGAGUCUAUGCAUAUGGCAUUUUCUACUUUAAACCAAGUUCAGCCUUGCUGUUUUUCGCGGUAAAGUAAGGAGAAGCGAAGGUGACGAAAGAGGGAAUUUGAGGAGAAAAGGACACUCGGUGAAAGAGAAAGAGAAUCGGACGGGGAAGUUACAGAUGAACAUGACAUGGCAAUGCACUGACAUAGAAUUUGGGAGUCAGACAGACUAAAUUGUAUUUUCGAAGUUAAAAAAGAAAAAAGAGAAAAAAAUGAAAUGCAAGGGGUACACGUGAUGCUAUAUAUUUAUUUUAUUUCCCUGUUAUUAAA
Molecule: messenger RNA, 3066 nt
Organism: Spinacia oleracea (spinach)
Lineage: Eukaryota; Viridiplantae; Streptophyta; Magnoliopsida; Caryophyllales; Amaranthaceae
Product: origin of replication complex subunit 3
Exons: 19
Coding region: 373-2523 (716 amino acids)
Biological process (GO): DNA replication initiation; DNA replication
Cellular component (GO): nuclear origin of replication recognition complex; nuclear pre-replicative complex; DNA replication preinitiation complex
Molecular function (GO): DNA replication origin binding
Source: RefSeq, a predicted model, not a curated record